AUAUAUAAAAACGCCCUGAUGGUGAUUUGUUCUCACUGCCUCUACUGACCUCCUUCUUGGCUUUCUGUUUCAUUGUAGGCUGUGAAAGAAAGAAACUGCCAACAUGUCUGAGAAGAAGAUGACUUCCAGCCGCAAACACCACCUGAAGAGUUUGGUUCUAUCGGUGGCUGCAACCUGGCUUGAGAAGGAGAAGAAGGAUCUGGUUGUAGCCAAGGAGGCCUACAUGGCUGAGAACUGUCCUGCACCAAACCUCAGUGGAGACCAGGCCACCCUCAUGGAAACCUGCAAAAAGUUACACGCUGUCAUCGACAAAGUGGAUGAAGAGAGAUAUGACUUGGAGGCCAAAGUUGGCAAGGCUGAUAAAGAGAUUGAGGACCUGAAGAUCAAAGUGGUGGAUCUGGCUGGAGUGAAGAAGCCCGCCCUGAAGAAGGUGCGUAUGUCCGCCGACGCCAUGCUGAAGGCUCUGCUGGGCUCCAAACACACGGUCAACCUGGACCUGAGGGCCAACCUGAAGCAGGUCAAGAAGGAGACCAAAGAGGAGCCCACAGAGGCAGUGGGUGACUGGCGUAAGAACAUUGAGGACAAAGCUGACAGGAAGAAGAUGUUUGAGAGCGCUUAAAGAACUGAACUCUACACCUUCAGUUGCUCUGGGCUGUUUACACGCUUCUGAAAUGUCUUACAUUCUUUAUCAAAUCAUCUUUUGUUUCAUAAACGAGUGUGUUUCAGCCUGCUUUUGUUAUUGUACAUUUGUAUAGUGCAUUAAGCAGCAUUAGCUAGAAUGGUUGACCGUCCUCUGGAUGGUGGGUUAUUCAAGCCACAACAUUUUUAGGCAACAAGCAUCCUCGUCUAAGACACCAAACCCAAUACUGUCCCUCAUGUGUUCCUUACUUAUCAAUGUGAGAUUUUAAAAAAUAAAUUGAAUGCAAUAGUUUAGAUGAGUAAAGAUGCCUUUGUUUUACAAUUCCAACUAGCUUUUUUAUGUCAACAUGUUCUGUUUCAUACAUAAUAACUUAUAUUUAAACUCAGUGAGAGACAACACUGUAAAACAGAUGCAUUGGCUACAUUAGGACCCGUGGCAAGGUUUACCAAACUUACCUAAUUUUUCUGUACACCAGUCUAAUGCAUUAAAUGUGUGCCUUUGUAUUUACGGUUCAGUGAAAGCCAACAUUUUAUUGUUGCAGAAUGUUAGGCAUGUUUAUUUGGUAGAACACUCAAUUAUCAAUUUCCUACAACUUUCAACAAAAAUCCAGCACUUUCUGUUUGCUCAUAGCUAACCACGAUACAAAAUGAGACCCUAACCCUCAACCUGGUAAAAUUGUGUAGCGGCUACAGCUUUAUUAGUCUAGUUCACUGUAAUGUUUAAAUACCAGAAUCAAACUGCUGUCAAAGUGCAGAUGUCGGUCAUAAUUACCUUUUAUCCUCAGUAUUUUACCAUGAUAUCAAAUAUAGAAAAGAAUAAAAAAUAGAACGUCCACAA
Molecule: messenger RNA, 1477 nt
Organism: Xiphophorus maculatus (southern platyfish)
Lineage: Eukaryota; Metazoa; Chordata; Actinopteri; Cyprinodontiformes; Poeciliidae
Product: troponin I, fast skeletal muscle-like
Exons: 7
Coding region: 104-619 (171 amino acids)
Biological process (GO): muscle contraction
Cellular component (GO): troponin complex
Source: RefSeq, a predicted model, not a curated record